CCCGGGGUCGCCGCAGACGCAGAGCCCGGGCAGAGAGCGAGCGUGCGCGCGCGCGCCCCUGGAUGAAGCGGCUGGAGCGGUGAGCAGCGAACCUCGCCCGCCCGCUCGCCCCCCUCUGCAAGAUGAGUGCGGCGCUGCCCAGCCUGGUGGCCUGGCUGGCUGUCCUGCUCCUGGGAAGGAUGGACCGCCUGGCCGACGCCUGCAGCUGCUCUCCGGUGCAUCCGCAACAGGCGUUUUGCAAUGCAGAUGUAGUGAUCAGAGCAAAAGCUGUUUCUGCGAGAGAGGUGGACUCCGGUAAUGACAUCUAUGGAAACCCCAUCAAACGUAUCCAGUAUGAGAUCAAGCAGAUAAAGAUGUUCAAAGGGCCUGACCAAGCCAUUGAAUUCAUCUACACGGCUCCUUCAUCAGCAGUGUGUGGGGUGACGCUGGACAUUGGUGGCAAAAAGGAAUAUCUCAUUGCAGGAAAAUCUGAGGGCAAUGGCAACAUGCACAUCACACUGUGUGACUUCAUUGUCCCUUGGGAUUCCCUCAGCGCUACCCAGAAGAAGAGUUUAAACCAGCGAUACCAGAUGGGAUGUGAGUGCAAGAUCUCCCGCUGCCCCUCCAUCCCUUGCUAUGUCUCUGCUCAGGAUGAGUGUCUGUGGACUGACUGGGUGACUGAGAAGAACAUCAAUGGGCGGCAGGCAAAGCACUAUGCCUGCAUCAAGCGGAGUGAUGGGUCAUGCGCAUGGUACCGUGGAGUGGCCCCGCCGAAGCAAGAGUUUCUUGACAUUGAGGACCCUUGAGUCCCCAGCGCCAUGGCAGUCCAAUAACCAAUAGCAACAAAGCCUGCAAGAAAUUAGACUGGUCCACCUCUGACAUCAUUUCCUGGAAACAGCAUGAAAAAUAAGGUCUCCUGGGCAGGCACAAUGGUGGUAGAGGGGAAGGAUGUCUAAGCCACUUGUAUAUUGGUUUCUUCCUGUGUUGUGACAAGUGGUUUCUUACAAGUGGGAUCACAGUUAUCAACAUGCCAAGGCAUGGGGGAGGGGGGGGACCUAGAAUGGACAGUAUGAAUGGCUGAGAAGUAUUGCCACUGAUUCUGUGUAGCAGGCCUACCAGGUUCUUAUUGUCUUGAGAGCAGCCACCGCUGUGGGGACAGCUCCCAUCCCAACCCUAUUGGCUUCUGCCUGUGUAAAAAGCCUAUCUUCUCCUUUAUAUACAUGCACAUAGACACACAGCACACAUAGAACUCCACCCUCAGUGCUUUGGAGUCUUUCCCUUCUCUGCCGCACAUGCACACAGCUAGUGGACUAAGAGCAAACCUAGCCCUCAGAACAAGAGGAUUGAUUUGCAACAAUACUGGUAAACGCUUCAUUCACCUUUCUGUUGCAAAUCAUCCUUCUCCUGAGUGCUGAAAGAGAAGAGGGUACUCCCUGCUUUCAAGAACAAUGUUUUUGUGACUUGUUGGCUCACAGAGUUAGUUAAUGGAUGUUAAACCUUUGUGUGUAUGGGAUAGCUGUGUGCAGAUUUUAAUUCUGCACUCUCAAGUAUAAAGUUUUAAUAAAAGAAAAUUCACAGCUGGGUUACCUAAUAAGUCUCCCAAUCAACCAUUCUACUGCAUGCUUGUGCCAUAAAUGUAAUUUUAGUGCCAAAGCCCUUCCCAACCAGUGGAAAGAUUUCCUAUUCCCUUCAUGUAUUUGGUAGACCAAAGUGGUCCUUCUUCUCCCCUCAUCUGAAAUGUCAUGCUAUACAUUCAUGGUUUUUACUUGAGCAAAGUUGCUUCAAACUCUAUCAUCUGCCUGGUGUAGAAGUGAACCUUUGUCGGAAAGAAUUGCACGGAAGGUGAGAGUUUGCAUGUCCUCCUCCCAAAAAUGUGAUCACAGGAGCCAGAAAGUCGAGGCAUACACCCAUUUAAACUGUGAUUAGAAAUGUUCCUUUGGAGUCACAAAAGGGACACUGGCUGCCUGCAAAAUAAUCACAUCAUCCAGCGCUGCCUCCAGCUGAUCCUUCUGGAUCAGCUCUGUUUAUUUGCUGGGGCUCCCAGGCUCUGCAUAGCCACCCCCAUUUGCAAGACCCCAAAAUUAAUUGGGAGGGUGCCCAGAAGUACUGUUAACCAGAACUAUUUCCCCCCCCCCCCCCCCGGCCUUUUCAUGCUGUUCAUCAAGGUAACAUUUUAAAAAGAUGUCAUACUGGACCAGUCUGUUUGAUUUUCAAGAUAUUUUAAAAAAGGAAAAAAAUCUGUUCAAUCCAAUAUAAGACUCCUGUUUUUGCCUUCUGUAUGGUUAUAUCAUAUGUGACAUUUACCUCUCUCUGCUGAUACUCUUUUGAUUGUAAUGUUUUCCAUUUGUUUUGGCAAUCAGUUGUAUCAUUCCUGUGCUCCAUUAUUAUUAUUAUUAUUAUUUUAAAUUUCUUUGUUUAGCUGUUAGAUUUGCACUUACUAUUUUAAAGGGGUUCUGCAUUGGAAGCUUUCAACAUACAGUGGGAAGAAUGUCAAAACGUAUGGAGGGUAGAGACCUCCGGUUCUUUUAUAAUGCCAGUGGCGAUAAUAUUUCUCCUUCUGUCUUCUUCCUCCUGCCCCUACAACUGUUUCCAGAGGUUGGAGGCUGGCUGUGAUGUACGACUGCUUCUUGCUAGCCAAAUUGCAGUCCUAGAACCUGCCAGGGAGUAAGAUCAGCGUGCCAUUCCGGUAGCUGUAUGAAAAGCGGCCAUUGUGAAAAAUCUAUUUAUGGAAAAAGCAGUUAUCAAAAGCUCUUCAAAUUGGCUUAAUUUAUCUCUGUGGCUUCUGGUGCCACACUGAACCUUCCCUGAAACACACAAGGACACACUUAUACACAGUCUCCCCUUCUUCCUCGUGCCAGCAACUCAAAAUAUUUAAAAGAAAGUUUACAUUAUUUUCAAAUCUUGCUUAGUAAGUAUGAAAAAUAAGCAUCUAACUUGCAGCCAUAAUUUAAAGCUUAUUGGGGAGCUGGGAUGUUGUUUGGUGGGUGAAGUAAUAUUGGGGGGAGGGGUGGACCUUUUUUUUCCGUUGGAUUCUGAAAGCUAAGAUUUUCUUGUGCUGGGAACACAUGAAAGUUGUUGAAUAGACAAGCAGACUGUGCAUGUCUCAGACGCUUUGUAUAAUUCAUACGUGGACAUUUGAGUCUUCGGACAAUAAACAGUAUUAUCAAAUAAAACAGAAA
This is a messenger RNA of Sphaerodactylus townsendi, 3158 nucleotides long. It is a transcript of the gene TIMP2, whose product is annotated as TIMP metallopeptidase inhibitor 2. Gene Ontology annotation, molecular function: metalloendopeptidase inhibitor activity; protease binding. NCBI's taxonomy places the organism in Eukaryota, Metazoa, Chordata, Lepidosauria, Squamata, Sphaerodactylidae. Gene Ontology annotation, cellular component: extracellular matrix. Gene Ontology annotation, biological process: negative regulation of membrane protein ectodomain proteolysis; negative regulation of endopeptidase activity. The record is from RefSeq and is a predicted model, not a curated record.